Molecule: messenger RNA, 3051 nt
Organism: Nematolebias whitei (Rio pearlfish)
Lineage: Eukaryota; Metazoa; Chordata; Actinopteri; Cyprinodontiformes; Rivulidae
Gene: capn10
Product: calpain 10
Exons: 13
Coding region: 348-2369 (673 amino acids)
Biological process (GO): proteolysis
Cellular component (GO): cytoplasm
Molecular function (GO): calcium-dependent cysteine-type endopeptidase activity
Source: RefSeq, a predicted model, not a curated record
GCCCCGGAAGGAUCCUCUGUGGAUGUCCUGCUGCUACAUGUCCGCGCAGAAGACACUUUAUGUGAUCUUUUAUUCUCAGCAGUGAGACCCAUGAGGUCGGAACACAAGUGCAUAAAUGGACCGAACACAUAAAACGUCGCUGCAGUUCGUUCUGCAACUAAGAUGAGGAGAUACGAAGUCGCUAGGUUAGCCGUGAUUGUAGCACAUGCUAGCUGAUGCUAACUGCGCUAGCUGCGCUAGCUGAUGCUAACUGUGCUAGCUGAUGCUAACCAUGGGAAAGAUGCUGGAACGACAGACGAGGUGGGCUACAAAUGUGCAAUACAUGAAUUCAUGUAGGAUGGUGAUCAAUGGCUGAGGUUGACUGCAGAUAUCCAGUCAUGAGAGAAGAAAGCAUGGCCCAAUGUUCGGGUGCUUUGUUUGAGGACCUGGACUUUCCUUGUGCGGACUCAUCUCUGUUUUCUGACAGCACCACACCCAUCGCCAGGCUGCAGGGAGAGAUCACCUGGCGACGCCCGCAGGAGAUCUGCCAGUCACCUGCUCUCUUCCCUUCAAACAUCAACCUGGCUCAUGCAAAACAAGGAUUGCUCGGAGACUGCUGGUUUCUCUGUGCAUCCAGUGUCCUGCUUAAGAACAAACGGCUUUUAAACAAGGUGUUUCCAGCAGAUCAGCCUCUGUGGGGAAACAGCAGAUACAGGGGGUUCUUUCGGUUUUUCUUCUGGCAGCAGGGGAACUGGACAGAGGUGACCAUUGACGACCGCCUGCCCUGCUUCAAAUCCACCCUUUGCUUUUCACACUGCCACUCCCCCUCUGCUUUCUGGGUAGCUCUGUUGGAGAAGGCCUAUGCAAAGCUUCAUGGUUCAUAUGAGCAUCUGUGGGCGGGGCAGGUGGCGGAGGCCUUGGUGGAUUUGACCGGUGGUGUAGCUGAGCGGUGGAGCCUGGGCGACUUUGGGUCAGAGGAGGAGCAGCGAACAGAGCGGGACAGUGAUCGAGUCCAGAAGAAAAAGCUAGACCUGAACCUUCUGUCUCACGUGAAGGAUGACUGUGCACUGAGCUGCUCCACCCACGGUGCCCCUGGAGGACUCGGUGUGAUGGGUCAGCAUCAUGCUCUGACGGUGAUGGAGUGGCUGAACGUGAAGACGGUGUCAGGGAGUGAGGUGUGGCUGCUCAGGAUCAGAAACCCGUGGGGACGAUGCUGCUGGGGCGGUGCUUGGACUUGGAGUGGUGUCGGAUGGAGCUCUCUUGACCCGGAUUGUGCUGUGGACUUAAAGUCCAGGUUGGCCGAGGGUGAAUUCUGGUUGGACGAGGCUGAGUUUACGUCCCAGUUUGAUGAAAUCACAGUGGGAUAUCCCAUGAGUGAAGAGGGACACUUGAAAAGCAUUUACACAGGAAAUUUUCUCACACACAGUCAUCAGUUGGCCGGACGGUGGGUAAAAGGGUACUCUGCUGGCGGCAGCCGAAACGCCAGCAGCUACAGCAGUAACCCCAAGUUUUGGCUCAAAGUGUGCGAGAGAGGAGAAGUAUUGAUAUCUUUGCUGCAGCAUCGAAAAUGGAGAAACAGGAAAAACGCACAAAAGUCACUCGAGGACGGCAAGAACAUAAAGCACCAGCACUACCAAGCGAUUGCUCUGCACAUGUGGAAGGUGGAAAAGAAGCAUUUUAAUCUGAGUCGGACGUUGAUCAAACCAAUUUGUGCUUCUACUCACUGCCAUGCCUAUGAGAGGGAGGUGGUCCUCCGCAGGCAGCUGGAUCCUGGAUACUACCUUCUUAUUCCCAGCACCUACCAGCCAGGAGCCGAGACCCACUUCCUUAUACGGGUCUUUUCCUCCUCCUCCAUAUCACUCAGUGCCCUGAAAAGCCCAGCACCCUCACUGCCACUGACAGCAGAUGGUGAGUGGGAGACCACUUCCUUCUGUGGCUCGUGGGUAGAGGGAAGGACAGCCGGAGGAAGCAGGAACUUCCUCUCCUACUGGCAGAACCCCCGCUUCUCUUUUACGGUGUGCGAUGAACCAGAUGUGCCAUCUGGGGUUAAUGUGAAGAUUAGUCUGCACCAGAGCUGUCCUGACACUGAUCUGCUGCCUAUUGGCUUCCAUGUUUAUAAGGUACCCAGGGGGGGAUCUGAGCAGAUGACGGUCAAAGAGGAGAAUCUUGUGGCGAGCUGCACCCCCCACUGUCACACGCAGGAUGUCAGUCUAGCCUGCACGCUUCCUCCUGGAUCGUACACCAUCGUGCCGUCCACUUAUCAGCCGGACUGCUCAGCGAACUUCUCCCUCAGCCUGGCUCGCAGAAUACACAGAAAAGUGGUGAAAAGCCAGGAGCAGCUUGGAAGAAUGAUUCAGGAGGUCUCUCACGUCUCUGUGAUGAAAAAGUAGAUUUUGGGACUGUUGCUGCUGUACUGAUGUCAGCUCACCACGCUGUGCCUCUUGGCCCACGAUGAAACAACCAGCCUCGCCAUCAGCGCUCACCACAGAAGGCAGGCCUGUGUUUGUACGUAUGUACCUUGGAGUGGCUGACAGAAGGAGGAGACAGAUCACUGAGGCUCUUGGUUCCUGUGCAGCUACACAAUGAUUGCUGUGAUUAGAACAUCAGAGGUUUUCGGUGGGCCGGGCUGCUAAUGAAGUAUGACGGGGCUGGCUGGUGUAAAUAAACAGCGGCUACUGAAGAAUACCACCACUGCAUUCGCUCACUGGUGCGCCUGCGGCCCAGAACAAAGAGGCCUCUCAUGAAGAUCCUCAUACUGUAGAGGCAUGGGGGACAAGGGGUGAGGGACUGGUCGACAAAAGCAGAGCCAACCACGCAUCACCGAGUCAUACCAUCCCAAAGCUUCUCACCCAUCCUUCCCCACCAUACACUGAGACUAUGUGGCUUGCAUUUUCACCAUGGACAUGAUUAUUUUAUUGUAUUAAUGUACAAAACAACUUGCAUCUGCAACAAAAACUAAUGCCAAACUGCACCGUUAGUCCACUCCAUUCCCAUCCUCGCCCUCCACCUUCUGUUUAGCCUGCCCGCAGAUUCAGUUCUGCAUGGACCUGAACAGGGCCUUGGUUUGAAGUC